GCCGCGCGCCCGGUGGACGAGAUUGGCUCCCUCCAUCGCCGCGAUGAGCGACUAUCGACUGCGCCUCCUCCCUAUCGCCCUUCCUCCUCCUCCUCCUCCUCGGCCGUGUCCCGUCGCCCACCAUGUCGUCGAGACACGUUCUCCCGCCGUCGCUGCUCGACACCGAUCUCUACAAGUUCACCAUGCAGCAAGCCGUCCUUCGCCACUUUCGCGACGUCCAGGCGACCUACCGCUUUACCCACCGCGACAAGGAUGUCCCCUUCACCCGCGAGUGCAUCGACGCCUUCCGUGACUCUGUCUCCAAAUUCGGCGCGCUAAGUCUGUCAGACGAAGAGUGUGCCUGGCUCAAGGCCACCUGCCCGUACUUCUCCGACGAGUACCUCCACUACCUCCGCCAGUACCACUUCAAGCCCGAGCAAGUCGCCAUCCGCUUCGUCCCGCUCGAGCACGAUGCCAACCUCGGUCAUCCCGAGAUUGAGGCCGUCGGCCCGUGGCUCGAGACUAUCCUCUGGGAAGUCCCGCUCAUGGCCUGCUUGAGCGAGCUGUACUUCAAUGUCGUGGACACCGAUUGGAACUAUGCCGGACAGGAAGAGCAGUCAUAUGCCAAGGCUGAAGACCUCAUCAAGGCGGGCUGCUCCUUCAGCGAGUUCGGCACUCGCCGGCGGAGGUCCUACCACAACCAGGAUAUCGUCGUUCAAGGACUCGUCCGCGCGACCAAGGACUUUUCUGGACCGGGAAAGCUGACUGGAACGAGUAACGUCCACCUCGCGCGUUUGCAUGGUCUCUCGCCGGUUGGAACGAUAGCUCACGAAUGGUUCAUGGGUAUCGGCGCGUCGAAGGGUUACGAACACGCCAACGGCAUCGCGCUCACCCUCUGGGAAGAGGUCUACCCAAACGCACUACAACUCGCCUUGACAGACACUUUCUCAACGGAGGUCUUCUACAAGGACUUUGUCGAGGACCCAGAGCGUGCAAGGAGGUGGAAAGGCCUGCGCCAGGACUCUGGUGACCCGUUCAUCUAUGCACCACGAGCCAGAGAGAUCUACGAGUCACUUGGCAUUGAUCACCGCGAAAAGAUAAUCAUCUUCUCCGAUGCACUCAGUGUCGAGAAGGCCAAGAAGCUCAAGGCUCAAUGUGACGAGGUGGGCUUCACCGCUUCGUUCGGAAUCGGUACGUCGUUCACCAACGACUUCAAGAAGGCGUCGAGCGGCGGCACGGAGAAGAGCAAGGCGCUGAACAUGGUCAUCAAGCUGGCGGCCGUGGAUGGCAAGCCUUGCGUCAAAAUCAGCGACGAGCUCACGAAGAACACCGGCGAUCCAGAUAUCGUCAAGCUGGUCAAGCAAAUCUAUCAUCUUCCUUUGUGAUGAACUGCAUCUCCGUGUUAGACACUAGACGUCGUGGCUGGUAUAGAGUUGUAUCCUGAUGAACCUAGAAGCUUGUACGAGAAGUUUUACGAGAAGUUGUAUACAAGAGUGCCGUCAGUUGAACCCC
Messenger RNA from Rhodofomes roseus, 1491 nucleotides. Its product is annotated as nicotinate phosphoribosyltransferase. Bases 123 to 1364 code for a protein of 413 amino acids. Gene Ontology annotation, biological process: NAD+ biosynthetic process. The transcript is spliced from 10 exons. NCBI's taxonomy places the organism in Eukaryota, Fungi, Basidiomycota, Agaricomycetes, Polyporales, Fomitopsidaceae. The record is from RefSeq and is a predicted model, not a curated record. Gene Ontology annotation, molecular function: nicotinate phosphoribosyltransferase activity.